AUGUCUGCGGAACAUAACGUGACCAAGGUUCUGCUGGAAUGGAUCAACAGCUUCUCCCUGGGCAAAACACUUCGCGCCCCGGAGGAAUUGACUGACGGUAUAAUCCUAUGGGAGAUCCUCCAAGAUAUUGACCCGCAAUACUUCCUCGACGAAAUCCCCGAGCGCAACCCCGACAACCACUGGGUGGCCAAAUGGCAGAACCUCAAACACAUUCAUAAGCUCCUGUUAAGCUAUAUUCGACACCAGAAUGAUGAGUCGCUUCCGUCCGGUCUCGAUCCAUCCCCAGAUCUCGAAGCCAUCGCGGAGAAAGCCUCUUCAAAAGAGACGAAUAAAUUACUGAAACUCCUGCUAAUCGCGGCUAUCAGUUCGCCCAACGCGGAGACAUACGUGCAGACCCUCCAGGAAUUGACCACUUCGACCCAGCAGGGUCUCAAGGAUAUCAUCGAGGAGGCACAUAACGGACAGUACGAGCCCCUACACGCAGCAGACGAACUCCGGGAAGAUCUAGCGAAGCGAGACCACCCGGUGGAUCUAGAGCUGCAAUUCGAGGAGCGGGUCGGGAAAGUGCUUGCGGAGAACGAUCGUCUAUCGCACGAGAAGAAAGAGCUGGAGAAGGCACUGGAGGACCUACAUAAUCGGCUGGCACGCUUGCAGGAAAACAACGAUACUCUUCAGAACCGACUCGCCUCCACCGAAGAUCGCCUGGUGACCUUGAAGUCCGGAAAGGGUGAUCUGGGUUUCAAUGCCAAGGCAUUGGAGAGCAAGACUCGACAACAAGAUGAUCUCAUCGCAUCCCAAGAGGCGAAACUUACCGCUGCCCAAGAUGAAGUCGAUAGCCUCCGCAUGAGCGUUGAGUCAUUGAAGGUCAAGAACCAGCGGUACCAAAAGUUACAGGAUGAUUAUGAUGAACUCCGGACGGACCGAGAUCAAUUAGCGCGGAAGGCAAAUGCGGCCGAGAAAUACCGCCAGAAGCUGCAGGCUAGCCAGGACUUUGAGAAAGAGAACCAGACUUUGAGGAAUCAGAUCAAAGAUCUCCAGCAGCAGCUGAAGGAGUCCGACUCGCAGCAACGAUGGACCUCGGAACACGACGUUGAGCUGGAAGAAUACCGCAAACUCCUUCCCCGCAUUGAGCAGGAAUGCAAUGAAAUUCAAAACCUCAAAAAGCAACUUGAAUUUAACAACCAUGCGCUCACUGAACGACUCGAGAGUGCGGAUGAACAACAUGAAAGAGACGAUGCCUUGAUCAGUGAACUACGGGAACGCCUCCGAGAGUUGGAGGGUCUGCCCAGCAGUCCUUCACCAGGUUCUGAGACACCUAAGAUGCAAGGCACAUUAUCGAAGGAUUUUGAAUCCAUGAGCAUGAAAGAUUCUCACCUUAAAUCCGACAACGACGAUCUAAAGCGAGAAGCGGAUUCAGUCAAGGAACAAUCUGCCCCUGGAUCCCAUACAGAGGGCUUUUCAGAGAAUUUCAAUGCAUCGGUGCAAAUCGCUCGCUCCAACUCCACACAAAGUGAGGAAUACUGGAAACUAUACGAAACUUAUACUGGGACCUUGAAAAGACUUGCGGAGAUUCAAGAUAGCCUGGAAAGCACUAAAAAGGACCUUUCCGACGCACAGAACCAGAUUGGUUUUGUCGAACUCGAAAAAGCUGAUAUGUUCCGUGAACUUGAAGAGCACAGCUCCGCUGAGUUGGCCAAGCUCCGUGGCGACUGGGGUAAUCUCACCCAAAAUCUACACCAUCUCGAGGCGGAAGUGGACGCAAGCCAAACAUUGGUUCGCGAAGUCUGCGCCGAACGAGAGGAGUUGCGUAAAAUGCUUGACAACAAGCAGAACGAGAUCAGCGUUGAGGACCAGGAAGUCAUGAAUGAGAUGCAGAUGCUGUUGGGUGAAUUUGAAAUCCAUAACAGCGAAGGUGGUGAAAUUCCUCAGAAAUCAAGCUUCGAGCUGCUAAAGCAGUGCGCCGGGGUCUUGGAGAAGAAUGUUGAGCGUCUCGCUCAGCGUGCAGAGUAUAUUCAGCAACAGAACGAACUCAUCAAGUCACUUCGAGAGAGUAUGAAGAACUACGAGGAGAAUUUGGACGAUGGUAUUCCCAAGGAACGUGAAAUUGAAUUGCAGAAAACCAUCGAUGAUCAAGCCAGAGAGCUCAGCCUUGUGAGCUCGGCCUGGUACCAUCUUCAGACUCGGUGGCAGAAUAACAACAUGACCAUCUCACGCUAUCGACAAGGUGCGAGUAUGACAGACCCACGAGGUUGGUUGGCCAAGCAAAGAAGCGCAGUUGCUGGUCAAUAA
Molecule: messenger RNA, 2289 nt
Organism: Penicillium verhagenii
Lineage: Eukaryota; Fungi; Ascomycota; Eurotiomycetes; Eurotiales; Aspergillaceae
Product: putative microtubule binding protein HOOK3
Exons: 7
Coding region: 1-2289 (762 amino acids)
Biological process (GO): cytoplasmic microtubule organization; cytoskeleton-dependent intracellular transport
Cellular component (GO): centrosome; cytoplasm
Molecular function (GO): microtubule binding; dynein light intermediate chain binding
Source: RefSeq, a predicted model, not a curated record